CUUCCCAUACCGGAAAUAAAUAAACGUACAGAAAAGAAAAUGUGCACAAGAGAAAAUCUGAAUAAUUUGUGAACAGAAAAAUAAACAAAAAUGCCAGCGCUUGAAGUGCUACGGCCGGUUAUUCCGGAUGGACAAAUUGAUAUUGAGCAAGAAAAGGUCCCUCCACCGUCAAAACCAGUGAUUGGGAUCAUUUAUCCUCCACCAGAAGUGAGAAACAUUGUUGAUAAAACUGCUAGCUUUGUUGCCAGAAAUGGACCAGAGUUUGAGAAUAGAAUUCGACAGAAUGAAGUUAAUAAUCCCAAGUUUAAUUUUUUGAGUGAAAAUGAUGCCUACCAUGCCUAUUAUCAACAUAAAGUUAAAGAAUUUAAGGAGGGGAGAGGUCAAGAACCCUUAGCACCAAAGCCCGGGGGACAGUCGUUGGCACGGCAACCACAAGAACAAACAAUCAAGCUAGCGGAAGUAUUUGUACCUAAAGAACCUCCACCUGAAUUUGAAUUUGUAGUAGACCCACCUUCAAUAUCAGCAUAUGAUCUGGAUGUGGUCAAAUUAACAGCACAGUUUGUGGCUAGAAAUGGACGUCAAUUUCUUACAACUGUAAUGCAGAGAGAACAGCGUAAUUAUUUAUUUGAUUUCCUUCGACCACAGCACAGUUUAUUCAACUACUUUACGAAACUCGUUGAACAGUACACAAAGAUACUUAUUCCUCCCAAAAAUCUACGGGAAAAGUUGGCCAAGGAAUCGGAAACAUAUAAACAUGUUUUAGACCAAGUGAAAUACAGAGUAGAAUGGGCUAAACAUCAGGAUAGAGAAAAGAGAAAGGAGGAGGAAGCAGUUGAAAAAGAAAGGGUGGCAUACGCAUCUGUUGACUGGCAUGAUUUUGUUGUUGUUGAAACAGUUGAUUUUCAACCUAACGAACAAGGAAAUCUUCCACCUCCGACAACACCAGAUGAAGUUGGAGCUCGAAUGUUGGCACAGGAGAGAUUAGUUAAAAAGACUGUAGAUCCAGAUGAGAUGGAUGUAGAAUCCGAUGAUGAAUCGGAUGAUGGUAGUCAGGUAGCCGAAGAUGAACCCAAAACUCAGACUGUAGUUGAAGGUUCUGCUGGAGAAUCGGAAGACGAAGAAGAUGAGGAAGAGAAUAUCAGAAUGCGUCGUCCAGCACCCCCUCCCCCUCCACCUCCUCCUCCUUCAGAUGCCCCUCCAAUGCCACCUACACCUGGUUCAGUCAUCAUCAAGAAAAAUUACGAUCCCAAAGCAAGAGCCGUUACUGGUGAACAGCCGUCAGAUCAGUUUAUGAUAUCACCUAUUACUGGUGAGAAGAUUCCAACAGAUAAAGUACAUGAACACAUGAGAAUUGGGUUAUUGAAUCCUAAGUGGAUAGAAGAUCGACAGAGAACAUUAGAAGAGAAGAGAGAACAAGAGGAAGUUUAUGCUGCUGGAUCAUCUAUUGAUAUUAACUUAAAACAACUGGCUGAAAGACGUACUGAUAUUUUUGGUAUUGGUACAGAAGAAACACAGAUUGGUAAAAAGAUUGGUGAAGAAGAACAGAAAGAUAGGAAGAUAGUAUGGGAUGGUCAUACAGCUUCUAUGGAGAAAGUCUCACAAAAAGCCAGAGAGAAUAUAUCUAUUGAAGAACAGAUUGCUACCAUUCAUAAAGUUAAAGGCUUAUUACCAGAUGAAGAAAAGGAAAAAAUUGGACCGGCCAUGCCUAAAAAUUCACCAGCACCACCACCACCAAAACGGCCACCUCCUCCUAACACUCAGCCACCACCCCCUUCACAACCAGCUCCCCCUCGACAACCACCUGCUCCCAGACCGCCUAUGAUGCAGCAUCAACCAAUGAUGCAACCCAAUGUUAUGGUUCUUCAGCAGAGACCACCCAUGCCUAUCAUCGGUAUACCAGGACCUCCCCCAAUGGUACGACCUCAGAUGGGCAUGCCCCCAAAUCCUCAACAAUUUCAUCGACCUCCAGCAAAUGUUCAGCCACCUCCACCACCUAAGCCAAGUGAUGAUGAACCUCCAAACAAGAAAGCCAAGACUGAGGAUAAUUUGAUACCUGAACAGGUGUUCUUGAAGAAGAAUAAGGGUCCUGUGAAGAUUUCUGUUUCAGUACCUAAAGUGGCUGAUAAACCAGAAUGGUCUCUUAAUGGACAGAAAUUAGAAUUUACAUUACCUUUAACAGAUUCGGUGUCUGUAAUUAAAGCUAAGUUGAAUGAAGCCCUGGGUAUGCCGGCUGGUAAACAAAAGUUACAAUAUGAUGGUAUAUUUAUCAAAGAUUCGAACACACUUGCAUUUUAUAAUUUUAAUAAUGGAGCCACCGUAGACUUACAAGUCAAAGAAAGAGGAGGAAGAAAAAAAUAAACCGAAUAUUUGACACUGUAUAGAAAACAAUUUGGUCUGUGAAUAUUGAAUAAAGUGCUUAGAGAACUUGACCAAAUAUCACAUGACAUUUACAAUGUGACUGAAAUUUUAACAAAGAUAAAUCAAUCGAUAAAUAUUUUAAAUAUUUUCAUUGUCGCAUAAAAUAUAGUGUUUCAUUGUAGCUGGGAGCAAUCUGAUUAAAAUACCCAUCUAUAUUUCAUUUCAUUUUUUUUAUACUUUCGAUGGCCUCUACUACAUGAAGAUCUGGCAAGUUGUACUGGAAGGUUGUGUCAGGGGUCAUAUGGGCAGCUUUUGACCCUACGACGUCAGACAUUGAUUAAUCAGAGUUGACGUUUCUAGUGGUUACCCACAGUUCUGUGCACUGCACGCCAAGAACUCGCCAUAACAGACUGUUUCAUUGGCUAAUCCCUCACAUUCAGAAUGAAGGUUAUAUAACAACUCUUCCAGAUCCCAGUGUAGAAAAGAGAAGUAAAAUGAAACUUUGAACUAUAAAAAACGAAAUGAAAUAGGAUCUGUGUUUUAAUCUGAUUGAGCUGGGGGUGUUUUAUGAGGUUUAUAUCAUUGACACUGGUGGUGAAACCUUCAAAGUUUUGAGAUAGACGGACAAUUGUUGUUGUUGAAAUAAUGUACCGGUAUACGUUAUUAGGGUUUGUGAGUUAGUACCAUCCAGUACCUAAUGAUCCAGUAAUAGAACACAUAAAUUCCUUUAAUGUUUUAAUAGAGAAUUUAAAUUCACAUCUUAUUGUCAUUAAUUCUGCAACAUUUAAUUGCAUCUGCCUGCUAAGAAAAUAUAUUUCUUGUUUAGUAAAGAAUCAUGAGACAAUCAAUGUAUAAAAAUUGUUCAAAUUGUACUCAAUAGUUUUAUUUGAUCAUUUGUCAAUGCUGUAGGGAUUUAAAACGUCAAUAAAAUUUAUAGAAAUAAA
Messenger RNA from Patella vulgata (common limpet), 3302 nucleotides. Its product is annotated as splicing factor 3A subunit 1. Gene Ontology annotation, molecular function: protein binding; RNA binding. Gene Ontology annotation, biological process: regulation of alternative mRNA splicing, via spliceosome; mRNA cis splicing, via spliceosome. Gene Ontology annotation, cellular component: catalytic step 2 spliceosome; U2 snRNP; U2-type prespliceosome. The record is from RefSeq and is a predicted model, not a curated record. NCBI's taxonomy places the organism in Eukaryota, Metazoa, Mollusca, Gastropoda, Patellidae. The transcript has 18 exons. The coding region runs from base 91 to 2358 and encodes 755 amino acids.